Molecule: messenger RNA, 675 nt
Organism: Copidosoma floridanum
Lineage: Eukaryota; Metazoa; Arthropoda; Insecta; Hymenoptera; Encyrtidae
Product: ciliary microtubule associated protein 1A-like
Source: RefSeq, a predicted model, not a curated record
AUGCCGUCCAAAAAAAUUACUGCAGAAGGCGAUAAAAAACCAAAGAAUAAGACGUUAUCAUGUGGUACAAAAAGCCCCGGUCCAAAGUACAAUUUACGGCCGGUAGUAGGAUACGAUCUUCACUGUCAUUCAAAGCCUAGAUAUCCUGCAUACACGAUUGGAAAAAUACAAAAAAUAAAGGUACCCUGCGUAGGUCCUGGACCAAAUAAAUAUUUUCCCAAGCUGCCAAAAAUACCUGGUUACUCUAUUCCGCGCGCCGUUUACAAAGAAGUGAAAAGCUGUAGCCCUGGUCCCAAGUAUACGCUACCUGAUUUCACAGCCCCAGCUUACACGAUAGUAGGCAAACCAAAAACUAGAUGCCCACCUCCAUUGUCAGGUCCCUAUGAUCCUCCAAAAUAUCCGCCAGGACCAUCUUUUCCAUUUGGGUUGAAAGGAAAAGACCGAAAGUGCGAGUUUAACCCGCCGAUAAGGGAUCCUGGAGACAUUUCAUUGAUCAAGCCUACCUCACCAGCAUUUAACUUAAUCGGUAGACCAAAAACUAAAACUCCUUGCAUCGGUCCUGGACCUGCAGCGUAUUUUCCAAAGAUAAAAGAGUGUGUGCCAGCUUACAGCUUUGGUUUGAAACACACCGAAUGCUCAACCAUUCCAAGAACUGAAUGUGAUGAAUUGUGCUGA